Molecule: messenger RNA, 754 nt
Organism: Talaromyces proteolyticus
Lineage: Eukaryota; Fungi; Ascomycota; Eurotiomycetes; Eurotiales; Trichocomaceae
Exons: 7
Coding region: 29-328 (99 amino acids)
Molecular function (GO): nucleic acid binding; zinc ion binding
Source: RefSeq, a predicted model, not a curated record
AUCUCUUGCUGUUUCGAAUUCACAAAAAAUGGAUUAUCAAUCUGGAAGUCGUGGUUGUUUCAACUGUGGCGAUGCCUCUCAUCAGGCUCGUGACUGCCCCAAAAAAGGCGUUCCAACUUGCUACAACUGUGGUGGUCAAGGACAUGCCGCGAAUGCACCCAAGCCCCCAAGGAGAAGUCUUGCUAUCGAUGCGGUCAGACUGGACAUCUUUCACGCGAGUGCCCGCAAUCCGCCGGAGCCAGCAACUUCGGUGGCAGCGGUGGUUUUACCAGAGGUCCCGGCGGCGGUGGUCAAGAAUGCUACAAGUGCGGUCAGGUCGGACACAUAGCCCGUAACUGCUCCCAGGGCGGUGCUUCUGGUUACGGAGGCGGCAGCUUCGGCGGACGACAGCAGACUUGCUACUCCUGCGGCGGAUACGGGCAUAUGGCUCGGGACUGCACACAGGGUCAAAAAUGCUACAACUGCGGUGAAGUCGGCCACGUUUCUCGCGACUGCCCGACCGAGGCCAACGGUGAGCGCGUCUGCUAUAAGUGCAAGCAACCUGGUCACGUCCAGUCCGCUUGCCCUAACUAAAUGCUGGCAAAAAUCACUCUGGCGUAUCGACAUGUCGUAGGGCAAAGAAGAAGAGAAGGUGGAGAGAAAGAUAACGGUUCCUGAUACUGUGAUGACCACGCCACGUGCUCAUGAGGCUUUGAUAUUUACUUUUCCUCUUACGACUUGAAUGCUCAUAUUUCUUUUUGUUAUUUCUCCUCGA